AUGGAUCAACAAUAUCACACAGAAGAGGAAAGAAAAGCUGGACGUGUUCCAACUGAAACCGUUGCUGGAAGCCGCAGAAUCCCCAGGAAAGAUCGUACCGUGAGUGAAAACAGUGGAGAAACAGACGAAUGGGACGAAAAGAAGAUGAAGUUGACCAAAGCUGAGGCUAGAGAGGUAAUUUUGAUACAAUUUACAUAAUUGGAAACUUUGAAGGCUUUAGAUUUCUGUAUGAUUUGGCUUCUUUUAUUGUACGUAUGGUUACAUUGUUGUAAAGAACGGUGAAAUUACAGGAAAAACUCUUGUGUAAAUUAAUUCAGUAAUUGGGUAUAGAAUAAGUUCUUCCAUAAAAUACGAAAUCAGGAGCUCGAAAAGGUUAAGAGUGUCAUAUGUUUCAGAUUCAACGGUUGUUCCCAACCGAUCGCAUCAGAGCCAAACACGAGAAGCCUUUGCCAACUCAUGAACCUCAUUCCUAUCGUAAAACUACACGCAGAUCUCAUGAAUUCGAACUGUUCCAACCGAAACGAUUCAACUAA
Bursaphelenchus okinawaensis is the source of this 533-nucleotide messenger RNA. Lineage: Eukaryota; Metazoa; Nematoda; Chromadorea; Rhabditida; Aphelenchoididae. The record is from the annotation of a GenBank genome assembly.